Messenger RNA from Telopea speciosissima, 554 nucleotides. RefSeq lists its product as uncharacterized. Lineage: Eukaryota; Viridiplantae; Streptophyta; Magnoliopsida; Proteales; Proteaceae. The record is from RefSeq and is a predicted model, not a curated record. The transcript has 4 exons. Bases 80 to 391 code for a protein of 103 amino acids.
AGUCGAAGACUUCGAAGUUUCGUUUUCUCUCUCUCUCUCUCUGGUUUACAUUUUGCCUUUUGAAAGAAAACCUCGAAGGAUGGCAGCCUGGGCAGCAGCGGCUCGUCAAGCCGCAUCUCUAGCUCGGAUUUCCUCUCCGGCGUCGGCGAUUUCUGGAUCUCAAGCUGCUAAGUUAAUCCAGCGUCGCGGUCUUGCAAGUGGUGGAGACCAUCAUGGACCCGCAAAGGUGAAUUGUUGGCAAGACCCUAUGAGCCCAUCACAAUGGAAGGAAGAGCAUUUUGUGAUUGUUUCUCUAUCUGGCUGGGGCUUACUUUUCUUUGGAGGCUACAAGUUCUUUACCGGAGGCAAGAAAGACAAGAAGGAUGAGAUAGUGGCAGAAGCAUCACACUAGAUCAAUUGGGAGCUUUCUUGCAGUUUCUGUGAUACUUGGUUGCACUGGGAAAUAAAGUAUUAGAUAGGACUGCAUCAUCUCUAGGGAGAGGAUAUUUUUCUUUGUGGUGAGACAAUCCAUUUUUGGGCAGUUUUUACCCAUGACUCCAGAGGAGGAUAUGAUG